UGAUUCCUCGUGGAAGCUCCUCCGGGGUGCAGAGGCAGCGCUGCAGCCACAGCCCCUGGACAAGGUCCUGGUGAGGAGGGAGGGACAUCCAGGAGAAGGACAAGGGGGCAGGAGAGGCACCUAAGCCCCCCUGAGCAGUGAGAGGAGGAGGAGGAGCACCCUGAAGAAGACUUCCACUUUCACAUCCCUACGUCUGAUUUGAAGUGACUGGGAGAGGAAGCACCAGGUAUCUCUCAUUCUGUUUGGACUCCUUGUUUACAGAAGAGUGAUGGAGAUGCUAUUAAGCACAAAAGGCAUCCCCAUAUGCCUGUUUUUCUUUGUAUUGAGUUUGGCAGCAGCUAUUGAAAUACCAUUAUCAGUUUCACAGCUUCCAACCAUCACGGAGCAAUCCCACACCCAGGUUGCCUACCCCUUUGAUGAGGACUUUACAAUUAAAUGUGAAGCCAGAGGAAACCCACAGCCCACCUUUAACUGGACUAAGGAUGGAAAACCAUUUGAUUUGCUGUCUGACCCGAGGAUAGUUACAUCCAACAACUCUGGAACUUUUGUGAUUCAAAACCGAGGAAUCAUCAACAAUUUCCAGGGGAAAUAUCGUUGCUUUGCUUCCAAUGUGCUGGGAACUGCCAUGUCAGAAGAAAUUGAGCUAAUUGUUCCAAGUGUACCAAAGUUCCCCAAAGAAAAAAUCGAGCCCCUGGAUGUGGAGCAUGGAGAUUCUGUGAUCUUGCACUGUAACCCCCCAAAAGGCAUCCCACCUUUGCAUAUCUACUGGAUGAACAUUGAUUUGCAGCACAUUCCACAAGAUGAAAGGGUCUCCAUGAGCCUUAAGGGAGAUCUGUACUUCGCCAACGUGGAGGAGCAUGACAGCAGAAGUGAUUAUUGUUGCUUUGCAGCAUUUCCAAGGCUCAGGACGAUUGUGCAGAAAAUGCCGAUGACGCUGAAGGUUUCCCGUUUAAAGCAUGCUAAUGACUCAGGCUCACCUAACGCUGCUGUUACUAAGGCAAAUUUUAUCAAGGAAAGAAAACCCAAACUGCUGAUCCCUCCUGAAUCUGCUGGCAGUAGCUCAUCAGUCACUGUCAUCAAGGGAGGUGUCCUGCUCCUCGAAUGCAUUGCUGAAGGGCUCCCAACCCCUCAUCUGAGCUGGGUCAAAGUCACUGGAAACAUGCCCAAGGAGGAACCAGAAACAGAGAAUUUUGGGAAGAUCCUGAAGAUAGACCAAGUGACAGCAGCUGAUGAGGGGACGUACCAGUGCACGGCGAGCAACCCCAUGGGGAGGGCGAGGCACGAGUUCCACGUCCACGUGGAAGAGCCUCCCCAGUGGCUGAAGAAGCCCGAAGGUGGGGUCUACAGCGUGGGAACGAACCUCGUGCUGCUGUGUGAGGCGAUCGGCAACCCAGAGCCGAGCAUCCAGUGGAAACUCAACGGGAUGCCCAUCGAUAGCAGGACUUUCCGAGGGAGGGUCUCUACCCGGGAGAUCAGCCUGACCAACCUGCAGCUGCAGGACAGUGCCGUGUUCCAGUGUGAAGCCACCAACAAGCACGGCACCAUCCUGGCCAGUGCCAACGUGAACGUCCUCAAUAUUGCUCCCUUAAUCCUGACCUCAGAUGGGGAGAACUAUGCCACAGUGGUGGGUUACAGUGCCUUCCUGCGCUGUGACAUCUUUGCCUCACCUGCAGCAGAUGUCAGAUGGACCAAGGAUGAGAGCAUAGAGCCCCUCUCAUCAUUCCGCUAUGAGUUAAAUAAGAAUGGAACCCUGGAGAUCAAAGACACCAAGAAGGAAGACUCAGGAUCUUAUGCUUGCUGGGCUGCCAAUUCUGUUGGAAAAACAGCAAUCACUGCUAAUUUGGAUAUAAGAGAUGCUACAAAACUUGCUGUUACUCCCAAGAACCCCAGAGUGUUGAAAUCACAUUCAAUUUUGUUGAAAUGUCAGGCUGAGUAUGAUUCCCACUUGAAACACAGCUUUAAAUUAUCCUGGAGGAAAGAUGGAGAUGAGCUGCCAGUCAACAGCACGGAAGGUGGCAGGAUGAUCCUGGACAGGGAUACACUGUUCAUCUCCAGUGUGCUGCUGGAGGAUCAAGGAGUUUACACCUGUGUGGGCAGCACUUCCCUGGAUUCUGCCACGGCCGAGUCGCAGCUGAUUGUUCUUGAUGUUCCUGAUCCACCAGAAGACCUUCAGCUCUCUGAAAACCAGAACCGAAGUGUUCGACUGUCCUGGAGAGCUGGGUCCAGCCACAACAGCCCUGUCAAUGAGUCCAUCGUAGAGUUUGAAGAGAACAGGUGGGAGCCAGGGAGGUGGCAGGAGCUCACCAGAAUCCCAGGGAAUGACACCACGGCCGUGUUGUCCCUGUCCCCGUACGUGAAUUAUCAGUUCCGUGUCGUGUCUGUGAACGCUGUGGGGAGGAGCCAACCCAGCAAACCAUCCCUGCGCUACUCAACACCCCCAGCUGCUCCAGACAAGAACCCAGAAAACAUCCGAGUUGAGGCUUCUGAACCCAAUGAAAUGGUGAUGAAAUGGGAGCCAUUGAAACCUGUGGAGAGGAACGGGCCAGGGCUGGAGUACAAAGUGAGCUGGAGGCAGCGGGGGGUCAGGACGGACUGGAACGAGGAGACGGUGAAGAAACAUUCCCUGACUGUGAGAAACACUCCCACCUUCGUGCCUUACGAGAUCAAAGUCCAGGCAGUCAAUGAUUUAGGAUCCGGCCCCGAACCAAACGUUACCAUCGGAUAUUCGGGAGAGGACUUCCCAGAUGCUGCUCCUUUGGGCGUGUCGGUGGAUGUUGUGAACAGCACACUGGUCAAAGUCUACUGGUUUGGAAUACCAAGGGACAGAGUUCGUGGACAUUUAAGAGGCUAUAAGGUCAGCUGGUGGAAAACAAAAAGCAUACUGGAUGGAAAGAGGCACCACCCAGAGAAACACUUCCUAACGUUUGUAGGAGACAGGAACUAUGGGAUGAUUCCUGGCCUGGAUCCCUUCAGUGAAUUCCACUUAACUGUCCUGGCUUACAACUCCAGGGGGGAUGGCCCCGAGAGCUCCCCCGUGGUGUUUAAAACUCCAGAAGGAGUCCCUGAACAGCCACGUUUUCUGAGGAUCCUGAACUUUGACAAGGACUCUGUCACUCUGUCCUGGGGACUUCCCAAGAAAGCCAACGGCCACCUUACUGGCUACAUCUUGCAAUACCAGAUAAUCAACGAGACGCACGAGGUGGGCCCCGUGAGCGACGUCAGCCUCACAAACCUCUCCACGCUCAGCUGGAGGCUCUCGGGGCUCAGCCCCAGCACCAAGUACAAGUUCUACGUGAAGGCCUGCACGGCCAAGGGCUGUGGGAAGCCCAUCACUGAGGAGGGACUCACCAUGGCCCAAGGGAGUAAAGGGGCCGGCAGGAUUUCAGACGCAGUAAAACCCACCCAAAAGUUUCACCCCGUUGAGGCCCUUGAGCCUGGCACUGAGUACACAGUUCGUCUAGUGACUAAGAACUGGGUUGAUAACAAUAGCAUUUUUGAAGAUGUAAUUGAGACAAGGGGGAGAGCCUAUGCUGGAAUUUAUGAUGGGAUUUCCACCCAGGGCUGGUUCAUUGGACUGAUGUGUGCCAUAGCUCUGCUCACCCUGCUGCUGCUCACCAUUUGCUUUGUCAGGAGAAAUAAAGGAGGAAAAUAUUCAGUGAAAGAAAAAGAAGAUUUGCAUCCAGAUCCCGAAGCUCAAUCAAUAAAAGAUGAAAUCUUUGGGGAAUAUAGUGACAGCGAUGAAAAGCCGCUGAAAGGCAGCCUCCAGUCACUUAACGGGGACAUUAAAGCCACUGAAAGUGCUGAUAGUCUGGUAGAUUAUGGAGAAGGGGAGCAUGGGAUGUUCAAUGAAGAUGGUUCAUUUAUUGGAGCUUAUUCUGGAUCUAAGGAAAAAGGAUCAGUGGAAAGCACUGGGAGUUCUACAGCAACUUUUCCUCUCCACGCCUGAAAUAUUGGCAGGAAUGAUUGGUGUUUAAUUGUGAUAUUUAUCUUGAUCAGCACUCCACAGGUUGCCAAUUGAGCCGGUCAGGACCAACCUGACACCCAGGUAACACAAAAAAAACGAGUCACUGCCACUAAAAGAUGAUUUUCCAUCUUAAUUUCCACCUGUUUUCUUCUAAAUGAAACAAAAACAAAGAAUUAUUUGCUAUACAAAAUGUGUUACUCUUACCAACCCAGAAUAUCUCGGUGUUACAUCUGUAUCCUUAAAUGCUACUCCAUGUGUUUCCUAGGUUUGGAAUAUGUUUCUCUGUACAGAUAUGUUUUCCUGUAUGGUCAUUGUCACUUGGUACAUACAUUUCUGUGUAGAAUUCCCACAUGUAUCGUGGCCUUGGUUAUAAACUAGGAAUUAUAACCCAAGAAAAGCAAAUAAAAAUAACAGGAUACUCUGCAAAGUGGCACAAUGAUCCUACUGAGAAAAAUGCUAAUUUAAAAUACCAGAGAAAUAUAUUCUAUAUAUUGUACAAUUUUUCCUAAAGAGUUAAACUCCUUUGUGAAUGAUACUCUAAAAAUUAUUUUAGUGGUUACAGCUGACUUCAGUUACCAAUACUCAGAAACGCAGCUUUAUCCACGGCAAAGUGUGGAUGAAGCUGCUGCCCAGUAGCUGGCACUAUUUCCUUAAAUAAGUUAAGCUGCAGCAUCUUUCCUGUGGCAAGGCAAAACAGGGUUCCCAUCCCAUCACUCAAAAGUGUUUUAAUUUGUUUUCCCCAGUCUCUGCAAGCUGCAUUUCUAAGCAAAAUACUUGUUGUCUGUCUCAUAUCUGUAUAUUUGUGAGCUAGCAAACAUUUCCUGGAGACGUUGUACAUAUGAUAUUAAUAUUGACACAAGUAAAGAUCAGCCUGGUUUUAUUUUAAAUGAGACAUGUUGCUAGCAUGGGUCUGUAUAGCUGUGUAGGAAUGAAUAGAAUUGCUUCUCAAUAUGAGUUUGGACCAGCAUAAACUAGUUUUCAGAAGGAGUUUUGUGUAUUCCAGUCAUCCCACUCUCACACCUUUCCAGUAUCACCUAAACUAGAGCUACCUGACUUUCAAGAGAUCAUUUAUUUUCAAGCUAUUCACUGUUAAAUAAACAAAAGCAAAAAGCAAAGAGAAAAUAUUAUGGUAGAUUUUCUGUUAUAUUUUGUUGACCGAAUGCUGGUUUAAAUUCCUUCCUUUGCCUCUCCGACACUAACCCAGCAAAGCUGUACAGCACAUUUUCUUGGUCUUUUUGUACUGAAAUCUCCUGAAUCUCUUUAAUAGCAUUUGUACUUUUGAAUCUGCUGAUUUGAGUAGGGUAUCGAUGUGGCUUCAUUUCUUCUCGCACUUACAAACGACUGUCACUCCCAUUAGAGUGUUUUUAAACAGCGACUGCAGGAGGAAUAGAUCCUAAAAGCUAUUUUGCAUUGUGAUGCUAAUCAGGCAAAUCUCCCCAAUGGCUCCUUCCUGGGCUCCAUGAUUUCAGUGGGAGAAAGAGAGGAAGCAAGAAUUCCUCACGUGGUUCUGAGUUUCCAGUGAGGGCUACAUUCAAGCCCAGUUAGUUGCCCACAGAAAUGCAGGUUGUUCCCAGUGGGAAGGCUGUGGAUCACACCCAGCUCCCCUUAGGCUGGGGCUGCUCCUCAGAGCUUGGUAAUUUCUGGAAGCCUUUGGUGCUUGGUGCUUCUGUAUAUCUGUGCCUCUUUUUUUUUUGUUUUGUUUAAUUUUAGCCUGUCAUGUAACCUCUGUUUGGGAAAAACAACCCCCAAACAGCCAGCCCCAAAGCCCCAUUCAGGAUGUGUGUAUGAGUAUAAAAUGAUGAGUGGAAACCUGCCCUGAUCAAAAAUCACCCCACACUGUAUCAGUGACCCAAGUAAUUUGCUUUUUAUAACCCAUGAAGUUUUAUUUGCUGUAUUUCACUCAAUCCAAACAGGGAAAAUUCCAAAGUGCUUUUCAUUUUGGUAAAAAACCCAAACAACAAAUCUUCCUUUUCAAAAGGAGGGAGUACACAAUUGUAGAGAUGUGAAAAUUGGCAUCUCAGCAACAGAGACAUUUCCCAGCAGCAUCUUUAUCUGCUGACUCGUGUCUGCUGCAGCCCAAACCAGAUAAAAUCUAAGAACUGAUUAGGCUUGUGACAAUCUUUGCUGCAAGCUUUGGGCUGUUUUUAAUAUAUUUCCUUUAGGAAUGAUCUGCACUGAUCAAGGGUCUUCAAAAUAGGAACAAAAUUAGGGAAUAAAAUUGGGCUGGGCUCCCCUAAAUCCUUCCUGACCGCUCUGGGCUGGGGAAGGGCUGUGUUUGCUCAUCCAUCUCCUUGUUCUUGGGGUCACUGCAGAUAAACCAGACUUCUCAUCCCAGCAAAUACCUCUGUCAAACAGACACAAACUUCAGAUUGUAUUGGUGAGUGUCAAACUGAUGGAAUAAUGAACAUGAGUCCCCUGUGCUCCCACUUGCUCUGCUGCUGCUGAGAGGUGUUUAUGACAUCCCUGUGAUGUGCUGCUCAUCUGUGCUGGGAGGGCUCCUUUCCCUAUUAAAAUUUCAAUUCAGAUCCUUAAAUCUUAAUGUUGGUGUUCCACGAUGCCCCAGGGCCUAAAAAUCAAGCAGUGAAGAAAAGAUGUGCGGUGGAACCUGUGCAGUGCCCACGGACUUUUGAGGAACGUGCCCCGUGAAUAUUAAACAAGGGGCCCAAUCUCUCAGGAAAUCUCCCUCACCCGAGCUGUUAUCUCUUCCAAAUCAUUUAUUUCCAUGGUUUUCCCCCUCACUGGGCUUUUAUUGUCUGCUGGAAGGGUACAGCUCAUCCAGUGUGCCCUGGGAAGUGCAGGGCACUGAUGGUUUUUCAGAGAGUUGCUUUCAAAAAUAAAUAAAUUAACAGAGCCAGGCGAGAUUUUCCUGAGGAGUUUUUUGUCAUUGCAAGGAGCUGGGCUUCAUUUUUUUUUUUUCUAAAUUUUACAGCUGAGAGGAUGUGUGGCCAUGUAGCUCAAUAAAAAUCACCAGCUUUACUGAACAUCCUGAGCUGGAAAGGACCCACAACUCUCAGUCCUUUCUCCCAAGCGAACUGUUUGGAUUCACAGAGCAGCAUAAUGUUGGUUUGGUAUGGACUGUAAUCCCAGAACUAUUUUUCUUUAAUUAAUAUUUAUAUAAUAUAGAUAUAUAAUAUAAUUACACAAUCAAGAACUUAUAGGAAUGGCCCCAGCUUCCUUCUCUGGCAAAAUUUGGGGAUCCAAUCUCCAGAAAUCUUCCAUUCUCUGCAGUUCAGCAGGAAAACACUACAGGACUGGUAUCAAAGCCCUGCUGGGGCUGGAUCUUUGGAAGAACAGAAUUAGGAAUCAAAUCUGAAAAUGACUUUCCCCCUCUGGAUAAAAUUGUUUGUUCAUGUAUAAAAAAAAAAAAACCUUCUUUGUAACUCACACCUUAAGCAGAUCUAAUUGGAAUAUCGUUUAAUGAUUGAUAUUUGUUCAUGUUACACAAAUUUUAAUGAGCAGCUUUUUCCCCGGUAAGUAAUUCCAUUGACCGAGUGGGUCAAUCCAGUCCAUGAGAGGUUUUAAUAACAGUUUUCAGGCCCAUCUUGUUUUUGAGAUGAAAACCAGCAUUAGCACAAUGUUUCUCUAUAAAAAGGUGUUGUUUUUUUUUAAACAGUAAUUCCACAUUUUGUAAACAAAAGCUAGAAGAGCAUUCACUGAUCCUCGAGCUUCUGAAAGGAAACCUCCUGAUCAUUUUUACAGUGAGAGGUGUAAUUAGAUUAUUUUACUUGCCUUUAAAAACAGACCUAAAGAAAGGAAAUCCUUCCUGGAGAAUUUCCUUUGUUUGCCAAUGGAUCAAGCCCUCAGCUGGCAUCUCUGUCAAUGCUUAGGGGUUCAAAAUAUAAAUGUGCAAGCUGUGUUGGAGCACCAGGACAUGUUUACAUUGCGGCUCCGGAUCUCUCCUGUCCAAUCUCAAGUGAUCUGCACUGAUUUCUGUUUUCAGGCAGGAACCCCUGGGUGGGUUUGAGCCAAAGCACACUGUCUCUUUCCGUUUUUUAUUAUUAUUAUUAUUAUUGUUAUUGUUCUUAUUAUUCUUUAAACGAGAUACUUUGUAAUUUCACGAGGGAAAAAAAAAAAGAUCAAAGCAAAUGUGGUGUCGCCGUCAGGACGUUACUUUUUUGGAGCUAAAUGUUAGUGUGCAUUGAUUAAAGUUUAGAGGACCGUGUUUGUACCGUAGUUGCUGUUUGUACCACGCAGGUGUGCACGUAUGGUUCGAAAAGAUAUUUUCAUUUUACAUGAAAUACGACUUUGCUAAUAAAAGUUUGACUUGAUGUAAUCCUCAAAA
This is a messenger RNA of Myiozetetes cayanensis, 8246 nucleotides long. RefSeq names its product cell adhesion molecule L1 like (gene CHL1). The record is from RefSeq and is a predicted model, not a curated record. Gene Ontology annotation, molecular function: protein binding. Bases 269 to 3946 code for a protein of 1225 amino acids. Gene Ontology annotation, biological process: cell-cell adhesion. The transcript has 27 exons. Lineage: Eukaryota; Metazoa; Chordata; Aves; Passeriformes; Tyrannidae.